Thyridium curvatum is the source of this 696-nucleotide messenger RNA. RefSeq lists its product as uncharacterized. Gene Ontology annotation, molecular function: protein-N-terminal-alanine acetyltransferase activity; protein N-terminal-serine acetyltransferase activity. The record is from RefSeq and is a predicted model, not a curated record. Lineage: Eukaryota; Fungi; Ascomycota; Sordariomycetes; Thyridiales; Thyridiaceae. The transcript has a single exon. The coding region runs from base 1 to 696 and encodes 231 amino acids.
AUGUCCUCCCAAAACCGGCCAGUCGGCGACGAGGUCGCGACAACCCCGGCAAAGCGUCCGGCCCGAAUCACCGUCUCAGGCCGCCAUGUCUCCCUCACGCCCCUCUUGCCAGAGCACGCAACAGCACUGUUCGCCCAUGUUGGAGGCGCUGAGAAUGGAUGGCUGUGGGAUUACAUGGGCGACGGGCCGUUCCUGGACCUAGGCACCUUCCGCGACUCCAUCGCGCAAAAGGCCAGGUCGGAAGACCCCUUCUUCUUCGCCAUCGUGGACAACAGCGGCACGCAGGACGUGGUCGGCUACGCGACGCUCAUGCGCAUCGACGCGGCGAACCGGGCCGUGGAGGUCGGCAACAUCAUGUUCUCGCCCCGGCUGCAGAGGACCCCCGGCGCGACCGAGGUCAUGUACCUCCUCGCGCGCAUGGUGUUUGAGGAUCUCGGGUACCGCCGGUACGAGUGGAAGUGCAACGCGCUCAACGCGCCGUCGCGCCGCGCGGCCGAGAGGCUGGGCUUCACGUUCGAGGGCGUCUUCCGCAAGCACAUGGUCGUCAAGGGCCGCAACCGGGACACGGCGUGGUUCUCCAUGCUCGAUGACGAGUGGCCGGCCAUCAAGGCCGGCUUCGAGGCCUGGCUCGCGCCGGAGAACUUUGACAAGGACGGCAAGCAGAAGCGUGGUUUAGCAGAGAUCCGGCAAAGUUGA